This is a messenger RNA of Apaloderma vittatum (bar-tailed trogon), 3390 nucleotides long. RefSeq names its product solute carrier family 12 (sodium/potassium/chloride transporter), member 2 (gene SLC12A2). The transcript has 26 exons. Gene Ontology annotation, molecular function: sodium:potassium:chloride symporter activity; ammonium channel activity. NCBI's taxonomy places the organism in Eukaryota, Metazoa, Chordata, Aves, Trogoniformes, Trogonidae. Gene Ontology annotation, cellular component: membrane. Gene Ontology annotation, biological process: potassium ion import across plasma membrane; potassium ion homeostasis; cell volume homeostasis. The record is from RefSeq and is a predicted model, not a curated record. The annotation marks the transcript as partial.
GAGCCCUUUGAAGAUGGCUAUGCAAAUGGUGAGGAAGGCACACCAGCUGGGGAAGCAGCUGCCACAUACACACCUGAUAGCAAAGGAGUGGUCAAGUUCGGCUGGAUAAAAGGUGUUUUGGUACGGUGUAUGUUAAAUAUUUGGGGUGUGAUGCUCUUCAUCAGACUAUCAUGGAUUGUAGGACAAGCUGGGAUAGGUCUAUCUGUCUUGGUUAUUGGGAUGGCUACUGUUGUGACUACUAUUACAGGACUGUCUACUUCAGCAAUAGCUACAAAUGGGUUUGUAAGAGGAGGAGGAGCAUAUUACUUAAUUUCCAGAAGUCUAGGGCCAGAGUUCGGUGGUGCCAUAGGUCUGAUUUUUGCAUUUGCCAAUGCUGUUGCGGUAGCAAUGUAUGUUGUUGGAUUUGCAGAAACAGUUGUGGAGCUGCUCAAGGAAAAUGGAACGUUGAUGGUUGAUGAAAUGAAUGAUAUCAGAAUCAUAGGAGCUAUCACAGUGGUGAUUUUACUGGGCAUUUCUGUUGCUGGAAUGGAAUGGGAAGCAAAAGCACAGAUAGUCUUACUGGUGAUCCUCAUAAUUGCUAUUGGAGACUUUGUAAUAGGAACAUUCAUUCCUUUGGAUAGCAAGAAGCCUAAAGGUUUCUUUGGUUAUAAAGCUGAAAUAUUUACGGAGAAUUUUGGACCAGAUUUUCGACAUGGGGAAACUUUCUUUUCUGUGUUUGCUAUUUUCUUCCCUGCUGCAACUGGCAUACUUGCUGGUGCAAAUAUCUCAGGUGAUCUUGCGGAUCCUCAGUCAGCGAUACCUAAAGGAACGCUGUUGGCCAUCUUAAUUACUACGCUGGUUUACGUAGGAAUUGCAGUAUCUGUAGGAUCCUGCGUUGUUCGAGAUGCCACAGGGAACGUUAAUAACACCAUUGUCACAGAGCUGACAAAUUGCACUACUGCAGCUUGCAAAUUAAACUAUGAUUUCUCAUCCUGUCAGACAGAGUGUCACUAUGGGCUGAUGAACAAUUUCCAGGUGAUGAGCAUGGUAUCAGGAUUUGCACCGCUGAUUUCUGCAGGUAUUUUUUCAGCCACCCUGUCUUCUGCUUUAGCAUCUCUUGUGAGUGCACCUAAGAUCUUCCAGGCUUUGUGCAAGGACAACAUUUAUCCAGGAUUUCAGAUGUUUGCUAAAGGCUAUGGGAAGAACAAUGAACCACUGAGAGGAUAUCUUCUAACAUUUUUAAUUGCUCUUGGAUUCAUACUAAUUGCUGAACUGAACGUCAUUGCUCCAAUUAUUUCUAAUUUCUUCUUGGCCUCAUAUGCCUUGAUUAACUUCUCUGUAUUCCAUGCUUCUCUUGCAAAGUCUCCAGGUUGGCGCCCUGCUUUCAAAUACUACAACAUGUGGAUUUCUCUGGUUGGAGCUAUUCUGUGCUGCAUUGUGAUGUUUGUCAUUAAUUGGUGGGCAGCACUUUUAACAUAUGUCAUAGUCCUUGGACUGUACAUUUAUGUCACCUACAAGAAACCAGAUGUGAACUGGGGUUCCUCAACACAAGCUUUGACUUACUUGAAUGCACUGCAGCAUUCUAUUCGGCUCUCAGGAGUGGAAGAUCACGUGAAAAACUUCAGACCUCAGUGCUUAAUUAUGACAGGUGCUCCAAAUGCACGUCCAGCUUUGCUUCACCUUGUCCAUGCUUUCACCAAGAAUGUGGGCUUGAUGAUCUGUGGGCACGUACACAUGGGUCCUCGGAGGCAAGCCAUGAAGGAACUAUCAACUGAUUUGGCUAAAUACCAGCGAUGGCUAAUUAAAAACAAGAUGAAGGCAUUCUAUGCACCAGUGCAUGCAGAAGACUUGAGGGAUGGAGGACAGUAUUUAAUGCAGGCUGCUGGUCUGGGUAGAAUGAGACCUAACACCCUUGUUGUUGGGUUUAAGAAAAACUGGAGACAAGGUGACAUGAGAGAUGUUGAAACCUAUAUCAAUUUAUUCCAUGAUGCCUUUGAUGUUCAGUAUGGUGUAGUUGUCAUCCGCCUAAAGGAGGGUCUAGACAUUUCUCACCUUCAGGGCCAAGAAGAGUUACUGUCAUCCCAAGAAAAAUCUCCGUGUACCAAGGAUGUCAUAGUAAAAGUGGAUUACACGAAGAAGGCUGAGACAGACACUUGUAUAGCUUUUGCACCAUCAUCUAGUGAAAGAACUGCUCUACAGAAAGAGGAAGACGAAGAUGGAAAGACUCCAACACAGCCACUGUUGAAAAAAGAUUCAAAGACCCCAUCUUCUCCUUUAAACCUGGCUGACCAAAGACUUCUUGAUGCUAGUACUCAGUUUCAGAAGAAACAAGGCAAAAGCAAUAUUGAUGUCUGGUGGCUCUUUGAUGAUGGAGGUUUGACACUGCUGAUCCCAUAUCUUCUUACAACCAAGAAGAAGUGGAAAGACUGUAAGAUUAGAGUGUUCAUCGGUGGUAAAAUAAACAGGAUUGAUCAUGACAGAAGAGCGAUGGCUACUUUGCUCAGCAAAUUUCGCAUAGAUUUCUCGGACAUUAUGGUUCUUGGGGAUAUUAAUACUAAGCCAAAGAAAGAAAAUAUUGCAGCUUUUGAAGAAAUGAUAGAGCCUUUCCGACUUCACGAAGACGAUAAAGAACAAGAAGUUGCAGACAAAAUGAAGGAGGAUGAACCAUGGAGAAUAACAGAUAAUGAACUUGAGCUUUACAAAACAAAGACUUACCGCCAGAUUAGGCUAAAUGAGUUGCUGAAAGAACAUUCAAGUACAGCUAACAUAAUUGUUAUGAGUUUGCCAGUUGCACGAAAAGGUGCAGUUUCUAGUGCACUAUACAUGGCCUGGUUAGAAGCUCUUUCUAAGGAUCUGCCACCGAUUCUCCUCGUUCGUGGGAAUCAUCAGAGUGUUCUCACCUUCUAUUCCUAAGAGUACUGCACGUGGGACAGCUGUGGUGAAAUGGUACUUCAGUGCCCAGGGGAGAGUGACUGACAUGGUCUAUAGUUUAUUAACAUCACAAAGGCAAAAAGUGACUCUUUCACUAUUUCACUGACUUGAAAGCACACAAGGAAAGUCACUGUAUUUCUAAAGUUGUGACAUCUUCGGUUUUAUUCUAUAUUUUCUGUAAUUUAAUCUUGCUUAAUGGGAGAGGAUUCCUCGUUAGAUUGAAGAACAAGACAAGCCUUUUGUUUGCUAUUUGAAUAGCAGCAAUAAAAUGUUUUAUUUUUGAUCAAUGAAAGGAUUAUAGAUUUAUAAAAGCCUUUUAGCCUUGAGGUGCCUUCUGAAAUGAACCAAAUCUCAUCUAUACAUCCUAUUUUGUAAAUUUAUAUAGAAUGUCAAAAUCUGCCUUCAACUAAGAGUUUAGAUCAGACUUUCUUUAGUUUCUAGUCUCUUCCAUAUUACAAUAAAAAUGAAUGCUGCUUUUCA